AAAGAAUAUUAACAAAAAUUUAAUUCUGUGAAUUUACAAUUGCUUUCCACCAUUGUGAAUAGUUAGAAAUUUCACACAUUUGACAUUUUAGCUAUUCUUAUAUUCCACCAUUCGCUCAAGGUACGUACAUGUUUCAUAAAUUCAGAAAGUGCAGCAAAAGAAGGAAAAAUGGCAGAUAAAGCAGUUGCAGAGAAACCCGCUGGUCGCCCAAUGAAAUAUCCAUACACAUUUUCUGCUAAAAUCGCUCAAUUUCCCUUGAAGUACUACCUUAAGAACCAAUGGAUCUGGCGUUACUACUUUAUUGCUAUUGGAGUUAGCAUUCCUGUUUUCUAUAAAAUCAGCAAACUCUCUAACUCACCUGAAAACAAAGCUGCUUGGGCUGCGGCUCAGGCUAAAGAGGCUGCUGAGCAUCACCAUUAAAUUAUUUAUUUAGUAUGAUGUUUUUUAUUUUGCUGCCGGAGACGUUAGUCAUAAUUAUAAAUUGUAUUUUUCAAAUAACUAAAUUGAUGUAGUUCGAUUUCAGUGAAAGCCUAUGACACCAGGCAAAUUAAUAAAAUAAAUUACAAAACUCAA
Teleopsis dalmanni is the source of this 573-nucleotide messenger RNA. RefSeq lists its product as uncharacterized. The record is from RefSeq and is a predicted model, not a curated record. The transcript has 3 exons. The coding region runs from base 169 to 420 and encodes 83 amino acids. Lineage: Eukaryota; Metazoa; Arthropoda; Insecta; Diptera; Diopsidae.